Molecule: messenger RNA, 1035 nt
Organism: Zootoca vivipara (common lizard)
Lineage: Eukaryota; Metazoa; Chordata; Lepidosauria; Squamata; Lacertidae
Product: vomeronasal type-2 receptor 26-like
Biological process (GO): G protein-coupled receptor signaling pathway
Cellular component (GO): plasma membrane
Molecular function (GO): G protein-coupled receptor activity
Source: RefSeq, a predicted model, not a curated record
AUGCCUCACGCCAGGUGUACCAAAAGCUGUCAACCUGGAUAUGCCAAGGUGGUUCAAGAAGGACAACCGGUUUGCUGCUACGCUUGUGCUUCGUGUACGGAAGGGACAAUCUCCACCCAGGAAGAUGCAGGCUAUUGCACCAAAUGUCCAGAUGAUCAGCAUCCAAACAAGGGCCAAGAUCAAUGUGUCCCCAAAAUUACCACUUUCCUUGCCUACACAGAACCUUUGGGCCUCAUCCUAGCUUCCUUUGCCCUAUCUUUGUCCAUAACCACAGUGUUUGUUCUAGGAAUCUUCAUUAAAAAGAAGGAAACUCCGAUAGUCAAAGCCAACAACCAGGACCUCUCCUACAUCCUCCUUGUCUCCCUUCUGCUUUCCUUUUUGUCCUCCUUCCUCUUCAUCGGCCAGCCAAGGAAAGUGGCCUGCCUUCUCAGGCAAACAGCCUUCAGCAUCAUCUUCUCAGUUGCUGUUUCUUCUGUGUUGGCAAAAACCAUCACGGUGGUGCUUGCCUUCCUGGCCACAAAGCCAGGGAACAGGGUGAGGAGAUGGCUGGGGAAGACCUUUGCCAAUGCCAUUGUCCUUUCCUGUUCCAGUGUCCAAGUUGUCAUCUGCACCAUCUGGCUAGGGAUCUCUCCUCCUUUCCCUGAUUCUGACAAGCACUCCCAGGCUGGGGAGAUCAUCCUGCAAUGUAACGAAGGAUCUGUUGCGAUGUUUUACACUGCCCUCGGCUACAUGGGCUUCCUGGCUGCCAUCUGCUUCACAGUGGCUUUCCUGGCCAGGAAGCUUCCAGGAUCCUUCAAUGAAGCCAAGCUGAUCACCUUCAGCAUGCUGGUCUUCUGCAGUGUUUGGGUGUCCUUUGUGCCCACCUACCUGAGCACCAAGGGGAAGUACAUGGUAGCCGUGCAAAUCUUUUCUAUCUUGACUUCCAGUGCUGGGCUUCUGGGCUGCAUCUUCAUCCCCAAGUGUUACAUUAUUAUACUAAGGCCUGAUCUGAAUACAAAAGAGCACCUUUCAACAAAAACAAAAGAUCGCAUUUGA